Molecule: messenger RNA, 3519 nt
Organism: Anopheles marshallii
Lineage: Eukaryota; Metazoa; Arthropoda; Insecta; Diptera; Culicidae
Gene: Msh6
Product: probable DNA mismatch repair protein Msh6
Exons: 4
Coding region: 1-3519 (1172 amino acids)
Biological process (GO): mismatch repair
Cellular component (GO): MutSalpha complex; nucleus
Molecular function (GO): mismatched DNA binding; ATP binding; ATP-dependent DNA damage sensor activity
Source: RefSeq, a predicted model, not a curated record
AUGUCGAAAAAUAAGGAAAAAUUCCCAAGUUCUCCUAACACAUUGCACAAUUACUUUGCAAAAUCCCCUGCAAGUACGAAGAAACCGGUAAACCCAUCAACUCCGACGAGUGCUCUUGCCGCGGACCGUUCUUCAUCAAUCAAUCAAGCCAAUGGAACUCCGAAAAGCUCAAAAGCCUUUGUUAAAAAGGAAACUGAAUCAGCCGGCAAGGAAAAACGGCCUGUUGCGAAAAAACAGACGGCGAAUGAUGAUGAUGGAGAAGAGAUUGUCUCGAAAAAGAAGCGUCGUCGUAUCCUGAUGCUGGACGAUACGUCGGAUAACGAGGAAGCCGAUGGUGGUCUGAAUAACGAGAAUAAACCCCACAAUAAUAACAACCAAGAGGAACCGGAUCAAAGUGGUACGAAAAAGUUCGCUUUGCUUUCUUCAUUUGAGCGACCAAAUGAAAUGGCCGAAAGCGAUCCUGGAAAGGAGCCAACCACACACGAAUCGGAUGAUGGUCCAGUGCAGAAAAAGAUCAAGUUGGAAGCGGUCCACGAACCGAGUGAAGAGCCGGGUGGUGCUUUGGACGAACCGACCGUUUGGACCCAUCAAAAGCUGGACUUUUUAAAACCGAACAAAAUAAAAGACAUUCACGGUAAUAAGCCCGGUAGUGAUAAAUACGACAGCAGAACACUGUACGUGCCAGACCAGUAUCUUACUACAUUGACACCGGCCAUGCGACAGUGGUGGAUACUGAAGAGCAAGAACUUUGACUGUGUGCUGUUCUUCAAGGUGGGCAAGUUUUACGAAUUGUACCACAUGGACGCUGAGGUCGGUGUCACGGAGCUAGGGUUCAGCUACAUGAAGGGUGAAUUCGCACAUUCCGGGUUUCCUGAGGCGGCGUACGACCGUAUGUCGACCACGCUUGUCGAGAAAGGGUUCAAGGUGGCUCGGGUCGAACAAACGGAAACCCCCGAUAUGAUGCAGGAGCGAUGCAAAACCGAGCGCACCAACAGCAAGUUCGACAAGGUCGUCCGGCGAGAGAUUUGCCAAAUCACUCUGAUGGGUACGGAGGUGUUUGGGCAACAGGUAAACAUCACUGCCAAUCAUCAGCCGCGCUACAUGCUGGCCAUUACGGAAACUUUCCGUCAAGGAACGGGCAGUCGCUACGGAGUUUGUUUUAUCGACACAUCGAUCGGGCUGUUCCAUCUCGGGGAGUUUGACGACGAUAACCAACAAUCCAGACUGCUCACGUUUCUGUCCCACUAUCCACCGGUUCUGAUACUCCACGAGCGUGCCGGAUCUGGCAAUAUGUCCGAGGGAACGCAGCGUAUUUUGAGAACAUUGCUUGCUAACGUGAAGCGCGAAGCCCUCACUAACGGAAGCCAGUUUUGGUCGGGCGAAACAACGCUGAAGUAUCUUGCGGAAACGAUCUACGGAGGAUCGAUGAGCGAAGAGUCCAAAUGGCCACCGGCAUUACGCACCAUGUUGGACGACGCGGAUAGUUUGGGGCUAACGCCAAAAGAAUCUCACCAGCUUGCAUUGAAGGCCCUUGGCGGAUGUGUUUGGUACCUACAGCGAUGUCUUCUCGACCAGCAAGUACUUUCACUGGCCACGUUCGAAGAGUACGUUCCAUUUGAUGAAAACAAGGAAGCAGUGAGCGUAAAGAUUGAACAGCGUCUAGGGGCAGCGCAAGCAAAACGCUUUAUGGUGCUUGAUUCUAUUACACUGAACAAUCUGAAGAUCGUUGGAUCGGAAGGUUCGCUAGCGGAACGAAUGGAUCACUGUUGUACCAAGUUUGGAAAGCGAUUGCUUCACAGCUGGGUAUGUGCACCGAGCUGCGUUAAAGAGGAGAUUCUGCAGCGCCAAGAAGCCGUCAGUGAGCUGAUCGAGAAUGUGGAUUUGCUGCAGGAUGUCCGGCAGAUUCUCGGACAACUGCCGGACAUGGAACGGCAUUUGGCACAGAUCCAUGGAUUCGGACUUGCUCUAAACAAUCACCCAGCCAAGCGGGCCAUCCUGUACGAGGAACACGUGUAUGGCAAAAAGAAAAUGCGCGACUUUAUCGCAACCCUGAAAGGAUUCCAAUCUCUGCUAGCACUACCUCGGCUCUUCGCCAGCAUUUCCUCGAAGCUACUCGUACGCUUAACGCAAAAAGCUGCCUCCAACCCAUCAGGAGUGUUUCCGUCAAUGGAAAAGCAGAUCGAAUUCUUCGAAAAUUCAUUCGAUCACGAAAAUGCACUCAAGAGUGGCAGUAUCGUGCCGGAGAAAGGGCUCGAUGCGGAAUACGAUGCAAUCGAGCAGGAGAUCAAAGAUUUGAACGACGAGCUUGAAGAGUAUCUCGUGAGCCAAGGUAAAUUCUUUGGCUGCACCGUAAAGUACUUCGGUAACGAUAAGAAACGGUUCCAGCUGGAGGUGCCGGAAGCGCGAGCAAAGAAAGCAACCAGCGACUACACGCUGGAGGGUACCAAGUCGGGCAAGAAUGCGGCCAAACGGUUUCACACCGAGGAAACGCGUCACUUCCUGAAGCAAAUGAUGCAACUUGAGGAUCGCAGAAAGACGGUUCUGAAAGAUUUGGCACGCAGAAUCUUUGAGCGAUUUUCAAGCGAUUAUGACAUGUGGAAGGGAUGCAUCGAUCUAGUGGCCACGCUCGAUGUGCUUACGUCGCUGGCCGAGUAUGCACGCUCGGAAGGGCUUAUGUGUGUGCCGGAACUGCUCGAUAAGGAUGAACCGGCAAACGGAAGCAAAUCAUUCAUCGAGAUUGAGGAAGGCAUCCAUCCCUGUCUGACCAGUGAUGCGGCGGAGAAUUUCAUUCCGAACGGAAUAGCGAUGGGUGGUGAAGGUGCAGCCAAUCUGGUGCUGCUUACCGGUCCGAACAUGGGCGGUAAAAGUACGCUUAUGCGGCAGGUGGGUUUGUUGGCCGUGAUGGCCCAAAUCGGGUCACGAAUACCGGCCCAAAGCUGCCGUAUGACGCUUAUCGAUCGAAUUUUCACGCGACUCGGUGCUAGCGAUGACAUUAUGGCGGGGCACAGCACGUUCCUGGUGGAAUUGAAUGAAACAUCCGCUAUCCUGAAACAUGCCACCUGCGACAGUCUGGUGCUGUUGGAUGAGUUGGGCCGUGGAACGGCCACGUACGAUGGAACGGCAGUCGCCGGUGCCGUAGUACACUUUCUGGCCGAUUUAAAGUGUCGCACCAUGUUCUCGACACAUUAUCACAACCUUGUGGACAGUUUCCACGAAGAUCCACGAAUUGCGCUGGGCCACAUGGCUUGUAUGGUGGAAAACGAAGAAGGUGAUGAUCCUACCGAGGAGACGGUCACUUUUCUGUAUCGGUACACCGAAGGAGCAUGCCCAAAAUCGUACGGAUUUAAUGCAGCCAAGCUAGCGGGAAUGCCGGCGCCCAUCAUUAAGCGAGCAUAUGAGCUCUCUAAAACGGUCGAAUCGGAGGCUCUUAAGCGUAAGAUACUGAUAAAGCUACUUAAAAGUGCACCUCAAAACGAGAUCAAAGACCUCGUGGUGAAGUUUAAAUCCUGCCAAUUUUAA